GUAUGAUAUAUAUUGGAUAAGAAUGUCCUGGUUUCCUAAUAUUUGGUUCAUGCAAUCCUUGCUUAAGAUUAUUUAUAAAUGAAAUAUUUUCCGUUUUGUUCUUUGUUGUUUAUAACUUGCUAUUGAACUUUUUUUUCCUUUUUUUGCACUAGUUGACAACGUUAUCUUUUUUUUUAAAACAAUAUGCCAACGUUAUCUACCUAUUGAAAAGAUUUGUAUUGGAGAGAAUAAUAUAAAUGAAUACGUACUAUAAGAUUUGUAUGAGCAUAGCAACAUGGGGCCUUAUAUUUAAUGACGCCAUGCCGGCGCCACCAUGAUACAGACGUCUUUUUUCUUUUAUUUUUACCGGUGAGGAAGGAGUUUUAUGGGGGUGACGACUGACGAGACUCCGGCAAAACUUUCAGGUGCCGUCAAAUUAAAAACAUUGUUUUAAAAAAAAAGGUUGAACAAGUAAAACUCUUAUCUGAUGUCUUAUUCCCGACGGCUGCUUCUUUAUGAUGUAAUUUUUUUUUUUUCUGUCCAAAGCUUUAUGAUGUAAUCUAUUAUUAAAUUAAUAUGCUAAAAUAGCUGGAAACGAGAAAAGAUUAAUAAAAAAUUAAAAAUGCGUUGUAAUUUAUUAACCAAAGAGACACGACAUGCUGUCUCGUAAACUUAAAGGAAAACGUCAUGCCGUUUUAUCACGCUGAGAGUCCAUCUUCUGUUAUGUUUCGUUUCUACUUCUCAGCUGUUUCCUUUUGACGAAAUGGGUUGUACUUGUUAGAUUUUUCCACAAAAUCGCGACGUCAUCAGCUUUGUGGGGUUCGUGCAAUGUAUUUUUCUUUGCAUAUAUCUUUCAAGUUUCAACUAGAAUAUAUGAUUUUUUUUCUUCUUAAUGUUAGAGAAAACAAGUCAUGGUCAUGACGUAAAGAAGAUGAUCUUAAAAUCUAAUGGUCUAUACAAUUGAUUUGCAUUUAUCCAUAAGCGUACAUUUAUCCAUAAGCGUAACCAUACGAAGACAAUUUUAAUUAUGACCUAAGUCUAAAACUAAUAAAUAAAUCUCUUGACAUCAGCCUUGUCGUAAGCCAUUUACUAUGCCGUCGUCAUCAACUGAUUUUAGAAAAAAAUACUAUAUCGUGCAAGUCAUCAAUUUAUCUAAGUUACAAAUUAUAAUAGGUUAAACAUGACAUUACCUUAAGAUAAUAAUAACAAUGAUACUUAAAAAUUGAGCUAUCGAACUCCAGUUCCGACAAUGAGUUAAAUUUUUUCUCUUAAUUAACACAAUGUUUUAAAAAUAUUUGGAUGAUUUACACUCAACAUUAAUGAAAUGAUUACAAGUAUAGUCAUAGAUAUGUAUUUCAGAUACGGUGACGUUGCUUCGGAUAUGAUGAGAAUACAAUUUAUACAUGCUUACGUUAAGUUGACCCCAAAACGAAAUGCUCUAAAAAAAUCUCUAUAUAAAUUCUCUAAUCCAAUCUCUUACCAAUCCAACUGAACUAAACAAGACUCUCUCUCUCUCUCUCUCUAUCCUCUCUCUCCUUCCUUCUCUCUCAUACAACAAUUAUGCAAAAAGCAGUAAGACCAUACGAGUCAUCGUGGACGAAGACCAUACCGGGGAAUAGCAUUUUCCGCCCAGAGAAUGAAGAUAAACCAUCAUCAUCCUUAUCAUGGUUAACAUCAUCACCACAAAAACCAUCAUCUUUAAGCAUCAAGAAACCAAACAACGUAUUGGUGAUGGAGAAUGCUGCGGUAGUGUUUGCCAGGAAAGGUUGUUGUAUGGGACAUGUAGCCAAACGGUUGUUACUGACACAUGGAGUGAACCCAUUGGUAGUUGAGAUUGAUGAAGGAGACAACAACGGUGACAAUAUCAUCAUGAGUGAGCUCGGUAAUAACGUGAUUAGUAAAGAGAAAUUACCAGUCAUGUUCAUAGGAGGGAAGUUGUUUGGAGGAUUAGAGAAUCUGAUGGCUGCUCAUAUUAAUGGUGAUUUAGGACCUACUCUCAGACAAGCUGGGGCUUUAUGGCUUUGAUUCAUCAUUGCAAUUCUCAUAUAAAUGUUUAUUUAGUUGCCUUUUGAUUUUUUUUCUCUUUGUUGCAUUUGCUUGUUGAUAUUGUAUGCAAUUUUGUAAACCUAUGUGAAUUUGUGAUUGGUUUGUUAUGUGAUUGGUUUGAUCAUAAACAACAAGAAAAAUAUAUAGAAAGAACAGAAAUAUAUUUUCUUGUAA
Brassica rapa (field mustard) is the source of this 2199-nucleotide messenger RNA. RefSeq names its product monothiol glutaredoxin-S13. The record is from RefSeq and is a predicted model, not a curated record. Lineage: Eukaryota; Viridiplantae; Streptophyta; Magnoliopsida; Brassicales; Brassicaceae.